CUUGAGAAGUGUGCAUCUCCGGAAGUGGACGUGUUUUUAUUGAUUGCAUAUAAACGUGCACAAACUGUACAUAUUGUAGACAAUUUGUCAAACGGUCAUCAGAUAAAAUAAUAAUUUCGACAGACAAUAUAUAUAGAUAUAGCAGUUCCCGCAGGGCACCUGUCACAUUGUGCGAAUCUGGAUUAAGAAAAACAGGAAAUCUAUGACUUUGAAAAACAAAACUUCUGUGACUCUCAGGCGUUAAAACAAUUUUCGGAUUCUGGUUUUUUUUUAAGAAUGGAGUUUGUCUUACUUAUUACUGCGUUCAACCUAUUUGGGGCCGUAAGAGGAUUCAGUUACGGUGCACCAGAUGCGUUCUGCCAGUAUCAAAAUUUACAGGACAGGAACGUUAAACUAGUACCUGGCCACACCGGAGUGGAGCCUAUGAACUCUCGGGUCCCUAACAGAUACCAGAUAGUUGUAGGUCCAGAGAACAGAAACGGACAAAGGAGGGUAACGCUGAAGGCAGACCCCGGCGACUACUUUCGCGGUUUCUUCAUCCAGGCCACCCGUGCUAACUAUGCUUUGGACCGAGGAGACAGACCAGCCUACGGCACAUUCCGUCCCGCCGAUACCAACUCUCAAUCUCGCCGAUGUCGCUCAGCCGUAGGCAAAGUGGGAGGCAUCACACACACCGGAAAUAACAAUAAAACAGAAAUCUCUUUCGAUUGGGAACCUCCAAGAGGAUGCAAUCUGGGGGACAUCCAGUUUGUAGCAACUGUUGUGAGAGCUUACAGUGAAUACUGGGUGGAUGUACGAUCUGACGUCAUUGCGCCUUCCGGAUUCGUUGGUGAUCGAGGACUUCUAUGCCAACUGUACGUUAAUCCAUACAGCAAAAUUUUGCAAAGACGUGUGCUUAGUGCUCUUAGAAACAUUCAAAAUUUGCAACAGAGAGGUGGUCGUGGAGCCAACAGACUCCAAGCUCAAGGCUGAACAAAGAAACCGGCUUUUUCAACAGCUACAGUUAUCGAAUGAACUCGUCGCUCUUAUUUUAAAUAGCAUUUUGAUGCUACGUUUUCGAUAGCACUUUUCAUUUGAGUAUGGAUCAGUAUGAGGAGUUUCGGUUCAUUUGCUGUACACACAUAUAAAAAGAGGGGCAAUAAAUAAUAGACAAUAUUUCAGUUUAUAGCAUUUCUCAUUUCGGUUCUGGAGAGAGAUGAGUCUACCUCUUGAAAUAUACCCUAAUUUUACCUUUUUAUUGUACUUCAAUCCAGUCAAGAUGAGCCCAGAAAGAUUUUGCUUUGAAAUAAUAGGUUGAUGUAUUUUUUUCUGAAUCCUUUUUAUGAUAUAUAUAUACAUACAUAUUUUUCUUCAUCUUCUUUUGGUAUUGUACAGUGUGUUUGUGCUGGUAUAUUCAAUAAAGUCAUGUCGUAGA
This is a messenger RNA of Ostrea edulis (European flat oyster), 1414 nucleotides long. RefSeq names its product putative ferric-chelate reductase 1. The coding region runs from base 277 to 972 and encodes 231 amino acids. Gene Ontology annotation, molecular function: oxidoreductase activity, acting on metal ions. NCBI's taxonomy places the organism in Eukaryota, Metazoa, Mollusca, Bivalvia, Ostreida, Ostreidae. The record is from RefSeq and is a predicted model, not a curated record. The transcript is spliced from 4 exons.